This is a messenger RNA of Sugiyamaella lignohabitans, 1500 nucleotides long. RefSeq names its product Hol1p (gene HOL1). Gene Ontology annotation, molecular function: transmembrane transporter activity. The record is from RefSeq and is a predicted model, not a curated record. Gene Ontology annotation, biological process: transmembrane transport. The transcript has a single exon. NCBI's taxonomy places the organism in Eukaryota, Fungi, Ascomycota, Dipodascomycetes, Dipodascales, Trichomonascaceae. The coding region runs from base 1 to 1500 and encodes 499 amino acids.
AUGAGUGAUCUAGAAAUCAAACAUCCUAACGGAUCUCCCUUUACUGAUCAAGAGAAAAACAUUGGUUCUCAACAUGAAGAACAAUAUCCACCUCCUUCCGAGCUUAAUACUGAAUACAUUCUUCAACGUCAUGGAACCCUUGAGUUGGACCCCAUGCCUUCGCAUGAUCCAUUAGAUCCUCUCAAUUGGCCAGCUCUUAAGAAACAUUUACAUUUGGCGUUGAUUGCCUACUCUUGUAUGUUGGUCACUUUUGGAGCUGCUGGUAUUGUUCCUGCUUAUCCAGGUAUGGCCGAAGAGUAUGGAGUAUCUAUUCCAACCUGUUCUUAUUUCACAUCCGCACAAAUUCUCAUUAGUGGAAUUGUACCUAUUUUCACUACUCCUAUUAUGAAUAAAUAUGGCCGUAAAAAGAUUCAGGUAAUUUCCUGUCUUUGUUGCUGUGCUGCCAAUAUUGGUGGUGGCUUUGCCAAGACCUAUGGACAACAGAUGGCUACAAGAGUUCUUGUAGGACUCUUUGUAUCUCCUAGUCUUGGUUUGGGUGCUGUUCUUGUCACAGAAAUGUUCUUCUCUCAUCAAAGAGGAAGUAAGAAUGGUUGGUGGUCUCUUAUGAUUACCCUUGGUACUCCAGGUGGUCCCUUCAUCAUGGGUUUUGUGGUAAAAUAUGCUGCUAUCAAAUGGGUAUACUUUAUUCUGGCCAUUAUGAAUUUUGUUGCUUUCCUUGGCUGGAUGAUUGCCAGUGAGACUCUUUGGGAGCGAGAUGGUAUUGUCGUCAAUGAGCCUGAUUCACUCUUUAAAUUCAAGUCCAAAUCAAAUGUUACGAUUAACCUCUGGAGUUUUAUCGCUCCUCUUGCCGAGGCCAGAGAAAUCAGAGUAUUUAUUCCAUCAUUGGCAUAUGCUGUUGUCUUUUGUUACGCAAAUAUUGUGCUUAUUGUUGAAACACCACAAGUUUUCGGUCCUAAAUUUGGCCUGGACGCCGUUGGCCUUGGUCUACAAAUGAUUGCCGUCUUGGUUGGUUCCAUCAUUGGCGAAGUAAUGUCUGGGCCUUUGUCAGACUGGUGGAUGACGAGAUGUGUUCGUAAACGUGGAGUCAAGGUUAUAGAAGACCGAUUGACCCUAUCAUAUAUUGGCUUCAUUCUUGCUAUGGUGGGCAUUAUAGUUUGGGGUGUUAGACUUGAGCAGGCAACGCCCAUGAAAUGGAACAUCACUCCUUUAGUAGGUGCUGCUAUUGCUGCCUGCGGAAAUCAGAUUGUUACUACCAUCUUGAUCACCUAUAGUAUUGACGUUGACUAUAAAAGGUCUAUUGAGAUUGGCAAUUUCAUCAACUUCUUCAGACAGACCUACGGUUUCAUUGGCCCCUUCUAUUUCCCAGAUAUGUUUGACAACCUGGGAUUCAGCGGUGCAGGUGGUUUGAUGGCCGGCCUGAUGGGUGUGGUCUCCCUUGCUAGUGUGCUUGCACUCCAACUGUAUUUCACGAAAAGAGCUAAAAAGACUCUUGGUAUUUAA